CCGGAAGCUGCAGAAGCGAAACGGAGGCUCGCACGAAGGAAAGGCUGAAACAUCAUGAGAGGGACCGCCAGGAGCCAGGUGGUGACGUCAGGGAGGCUGACAGGAGUCAGAGGAACGCUGUGCAGGAGACGAGGGACUCGGGAUCCAGGACCAGCCGGCCCUGAACCGGCCUACUCGCUGUACUCCACAUCCACAGACCCUGAAGAACAGGUCUCUUCUCGCCAUGAGGGUCUGGACCGGUGUGCUGCCUUGCUCACUGGCAUCCUGCAGGCUGACAAGGCAGACCGCCACAGACCAGUGAAGGGAGGACCAGCUAGACCACGUAGACCCCUCAGGAAGGAAGAACCCAGAAACACACAGAUGGACCAGAGUCCAGUCCAACCUGGACCAGGCACCACCACCUUCAUCCAUCCACCGGAGAAACCAACCUCCAUCCAUCCACCUGAGAAACCAACCUCCAUCCAUCCACCUGAGAAACCAACCUCCAUCCAUCCACCUGAGAAACCAACCUCCAUCCAUCCACCUGAGAAACUAACCUCCAUCCAUCCACCUGAGAAACCAACCUCCAUCCAUCCACCUGAGAGACAUACCUCCAUCCAUCCACCUGAGAAACAUACCUCCAUCCAUCCACCUAAGAAACAUACCUCCAUCCAUCCACCUAAGAAACAUACCUCCAUCCAUCCACCUAAGAAACAUACCUCCAUCCAUCCACCUAAGAAACAUACCUCCAUCCAUCCACCUGAGAAACAUACCUCCAUCCAUCCACCUAAGAAACAUACCUCCAUCCAUCCACCUGAGAAACAUACCUCCAUCCAUCCACCUGAGAAACCGACCUCCAUCCAUCCACCUGAGAAACCGACCUCCAUCCAUCCACCUGAGAAACCGACCUCCAUCCAUCCACCUGAGAAACAUACCUCCAUCCAUCCACCUGAGAAACCGACCUCCAUCCAUCCACCUGAGAAACCGACCUCCAUCCAUCCACCUGAGAACCCGACCUCCAUCCAUCCACCUGAGAAAACAACCUCCAUCCAUCCACCUGAGAGACAUACCUCCAUCCCACCUGGGAAACCGACCUCCAUCCAUCCACCUGAGAAACCAACCUCCAUCCAUCCACCUGAGAAACAUACCUCCAUCCAUCCACCUCAGAAACAUACCUCCAUCCAUCCACCUGAGAAACAUACCUCCAUCCAUCCACCUGGGAAACAUACCUCCAUCCAUCAACCUGAGAAACAUACCUCCAUCCAGCCACCUGAGAAACCAACCUCCAUCCAUCCACCUGAGAAACCAACCUCCAUCCAUCCACCUGAGAAACCAACCUCCAUCCAUCCACCUAAGAAACAUACCUCCAUCCAACCACCUGAGAAACAUACCUCCAUCCAUCCACCUGAGAAACAUACCUCCAUCCAUCCACCUGGGAAACAUACCUCCAUCCAUCCACCUGAGAAACCAACCUCCAUCCAUCCACCUGAGAAACCAACCUCCAUCCAUCCACCUGAGAAACCAACCUCCAUCCAUCCACCUGAGAAACCGACCUCCAUCCAUCCACCUGAGAAACAUACCUCCAUCUCACCUAUCCGUCCCCAGACCUCCAUUACACCUGGCCGUCCCCAGACCUCGAUCCCUCCACCCCAGACCUCCAUCUCACCUAUCCGUCCCCAGACCUCCAUCCAUCCACCUGAGAAACCCACCUCCAUCUCACCUGUCCGUCCCCAGUCCUCCUUCUCACACACCUGCUGUAGGUGUGAUGAAGGGGAGGGGUUUGCCCCUAGGAAAGACGUCCAGAGCUCAGGAGGGCGGAGGUGUUCCUUGAAGAACAUGCAGCCUGGAGAGGUGGAGGAAGUCCCUCAGAACCUUCACAGCAGGAAGGAGACGGACAGGACGGUGAAGACAGUUCAGCCUCUGCUUGGAGAACUCAAGGCUCUGAUUGCUGGACAAGGCAGUGUAGCAGAGCGGCUGCUCAGUCAUCUGGAGCAGACGGUGUCUUCAACACUGAGAGGGCCUGGUUCAAACAUCUGGACUGAACCACAACCACCUCACAGCCACAACCAGCUCUGCAGGCGUGUGAGGAUUCUUAACCAGCAGAAGGGGAGAGCAGACACACAUCAGAACCUGGAGAUGCUCUGUUACUCAGAAGUGUUGACUCUGCAGAAGCAGCUCAGCACCGCUCAGUCCCGGCUGCAGGACCUCCAGGAGGACCACGCAGGACUACAGAGAGUCCUGCAGGACAGGGAGGCAGAGAAUGCUCUCAUCCAAUCAGACUUGGAGGCCACGAGAAGAAGGUUACUGGUCAGUGAGCGAGAGAAAAGUGAGUUGGCUUCACUCGCCCAGCAACGACUGGAAGACCUAGGAGCCCUGAACAGGGUCCUUCAGGGUCCUGAUUCACCCAGUCAGCCUGCAGUUGUAAACCAGCACAGACCAGAUCCAGCAGAGCCCCCCAGUGACCGCAUCACCCAGUUCCUGAUGUCUCUGGGUCAGCUGCAGUGUGUGGAGCCACAAGACCCCCACGUCAGACCUGGAGACCAGAACGCUGUAGACCAGUACGCUGUAGACCAGUACGCUGUAGACCAGUACGCUGUAGACCAGAACGCUGGAGACCAGACCCCUCACCUGGACCCGUCACAUGGUUUACGGUCAUGUGUGAAGGAGCGCUGGGACCUGGACUCGGUGUGGUCCGAUUGGAGCGCCAGGUCGGGGUCCACAUGCGACACCAGAGCUGAGGCGGUCUUCAGAGACGGUCUGGCAGCGCUGGACGCCAGCAUCGCCGGUCUGCAGAGGACCAUCCAACUGGACCUGGGGGGGUCUGGAUGGAGACCAUGACCUCCAGGACCAGUCUGGUUCAUGUUGAGCCGGUCCUCGGGGGGCGGAGCCUCCUCAUCGAGACAUAUCAUUAUAAAUGUCACUUUCGUUUUGUCUGAAAUAAACUGGACCUCCUGGUCCACUCAUUGUGGA
Molecule: messenger RNA, 2949 nt
Organism: Pseudoliparis swirei
Lineage: Eukaryota; Metazoa; Chordata; Actinopteri; Perciformes; Liparidae
Exons: 12
Coding region: 55-2817 (920 amino acids)
Biological process (GO): protein localization to centrosome
Cellular component (GO): centriolar satellite
Source: RefSeq, a predicted model, not a curated record